This is a messenger RNA of Ricinus communis (castor bean), 610 nucleotides long. RefSeq names its product protein RALF-like 33. The transcript has a single exon. NCBI's taxonomy places the organism in Eukaryota, Viridiplantae, Streptophyta, Magnoliopsida, Malpighiales, Euphorbiaceae. The coding region runs from base 95 to 445 and encodes 116 amino acids. The record is from RefSeq and is a predicted model, not a curated record.
UUGCAUAAUUGUUAUAUAGAAAGAAAGAAAGAAAGAAAGGAAAGAGAGUCGGUCAAGAGAAGAGGAGAAGCAAAAACAAAGCAAACAAACAACAAUGGCUAAACAUUCCUCCAUAUUUCUCUUCACCUUCUAUUUGCUGCUGUCAUCUCUUAUCAUCUCCACAUCCACCGUGGAAGCAACCAUAGAUCACAAACUCAACUGGGUCCCCAAGACAUCUCGUUGCCAAGGCACACUGGCAGACUGCAUGCAGGAAGAUGAGUUUGACAUGGACUCUGAGAUCAACCGCCGGAUACUGGCCACUACGAACUACAUAAGCUACGGAGCGCUGCAGAGGAACACCAUUCCAUGUUCGCAAAGAGGUGCCUCCUACUAUAACUGCCAACCUGGUGCUGAGGCUAACCCCUAUUCUCGCGGUUGCAGUGCCAUUACUCGCUGCCGGAGCUGAUCAGAGAGGUUCUUCUUUAAAGCCUCUUGUUUGUAAGGAUUGGGUCUUUUGUAAGAUAUGUAUGUCGAUGCAAUAAUCAUUUAAUAACUAUUCUUAUUUGUAAUACAAGGAUUCAGGAAUUUGCUCCUCUUGCUUUAUUGUAUAAUCAUUUUCCUUUUUUUUUUU